AUGAUUCCGUGUCUAAUCGUUAAUUAUUCAGGUGGUCAAUUUCAUUUCAUUUCCAUCCAAAGUCCAGAUGACGCGACCGACCGCAAAGCGAGGCGCCUGGCCCGGUCGCAUGCUGUUGCGCGGGGCCUCGAGAAAAAGCGAAAGCUUCAGCAAGAGUCGGGUCAUAAUUUCCGUGCAGUAGUAGUGUCUUUGAAAGAUGAUCCUAGCCGACCCGCGCGCGAAAGAAAACGAUGCCAGACUCUUGUCGCAUCACCACCCUCUCUCUUUGCAGAUGCGCCCGACGGCCCCGAUCCGUUCCAAUCGCUUGCUGCAGAGUCGCCAAGACUGCAAGCAUUGCAUAGUCAGCACAAGGCCCAGCGGGCGGCGGAGCCUGCCUUUAGCAUGUUAGAUGAGCUUGUGCUCCAGAACUUCCGCUCCGUUCUUCGAAAAAGGCCGGAUGAUGACGCUCUUCUAAGUGCCUUCAUGCUCACAUUCGCAUUUGCCGUCACUGCUAGCAGCAUCGCCACGGAGUAUCUCAGGUUCCAGAGCGAGGCUCUGAGUUCCAUUCGACAGAGGAUGAAUUCUCCGGAUAGAGCUACUUCGGAAUCAACACUAGGGGCCAUUCUGCUGCUCGCCGACUUAAAUGCCUCGGUGUUGACAGGGUCAAGUCGAAUUGUCGAUCACACAACCUUUUCCGAGCUUCAGUGGCGCAGAGAUCCUUUCUCCCCAGAUUUCUUUAUCCUGCCGCCUGGAUUCCGGGCCCAGUCCUACCUACUGGGCGAAGAGUUCGUUGAGGUGCUCAAGGACAUCUCUGCCUUGCAAUGUAUUCGAGACUCUACCUUUUUCGGCAGAGAGGAUGUAAUAUCGAUGGCACAUAUUGAUAACCACCAAGCAUCUAUCCAGUCGCGGCUAGUGAGCUUACCGAAUCAAUCUUCAAUCUCGGAGUGUUGCCAUUUAGCAGCAUAUCUAUGCUCGGCAAUGCUGCGUUGCAAACUUUGGCGUGCUUCAACCAUUCCCUCCCACCUUUCAUUACAGCUACUCUGCAAAUUACAACAAGCGAAUAACGAUCUCGUAUGGGAUGACCGGCCUGAUUUACUGGCUUGGCUCCUGCACAUCGGCGGGGCUUUUGCCCCUACAGGACCUAUUCGAUCAGAGUACGUGGUAUUGUUGCACUUGAACCGCAGCACCAGGCUUAGAGGGUUGUAUACAUCAUGGCCGGAAUUGCUCGCAAUUCUGAAGCAGUUCAUUUGGUCAGAAAAGGCAUUCAUGUCGCAAGUUAAGGCGUUCUGGGAAGAAAAAUCUUUGACCAUGCCUCCUCAAUCACGUCUUUUCAAGCCACUCAAGAUAGGCGAUGUGGAAGUUCAACAUCGAAUCGGGAUGGCUCCACUUACUCGCUUCCGUGCAACUGAUGAUCGAGCACCGACGCCCCUGAUGAAGGAGUACUACGGCCAACGGGCCGCUGUGCCUGGCACCAUGAUUAUCACCGAGGGAACCUUCAUAUCGGCAUCCUCCUGUGGCGGCUUCGCCAAUGCACCGGGACUUUGGCGAGAAGACCAAGUUGCUGCCUGGAGAACCAUCACCGACGACGUUCACAGCAAAGGAUGCUUCAUCUUUUGUCAGCUAUUCGCCAUGGGCCGUGCUGCAAAUGUCGAAACGGCCGAAAAGGAGGGCUUUCCCAUCGUGGCACCUAGUGCCAUUCCGAUCGAAGAAGGCGCUGCGGUGCCACAGGCCAUGACCAUCGGAGAGAUCCGGCAGACAGUCGGAGAAUUUGUAGAGGCUUCAAAGAAUGCCAUCCGGGCGGGCUUCGAUGGCGUGGAAAUCCAUGGUGCUAACGGCUAUCUCCUCGACCAAUUCCUCCAAGACGUCAGCAACACACGCCAUGACGCAUAUGGUGGGAGCGUGGAGAACCGGUCCCGCCUCCUCGACGACGUGCUCACGGCUGUCACCAACGCCAUAGGCCCACAACGCGUCGGGCUCCGUCUGAGCCCCUGGAGCACGUUCCAGGGCAUGCGCAUGGCAGAUCCGAUCCCGCAGUUCACAGAUGUCAUCGCCAAAGCCCGUCGCUCAGACAUUGCGUAUCUCCACCUCGUCGAGUCGCGCAUCUCCGGCAGCGACGACUACGAGGGCCAUGAGCAACUCGAGUUUGCCUACAAGCUCUGGGACGGCCCGCUGCUUGUCGCCGGCGGGUAUACGCCGCAGGAAGCAAGGGAACUUGUCGACGUGACGUACCCGGAUAAGGAGAUCUUAGUCUUGUUUGGCCGGCACUUCAUUGCGAAUCCCGAUCUUGUGUUUAGGAUUAGGCAGGGGCUUGACCUUCAUGCGUAUGAUAGAAGCACGUUUUAUGUCGCCGGGUCGCCGGCGGGAUAUGUGGAUUACGCCUUUAGCGACGAAUUUUUGACAGAGGAGCGCGAAAAGUCGGAUUGA
Messenger RNA from Mytilinidion resinicola, 2403 nucleotides. RefSeq names its product putative N-ethylmaleimide reductase. Gene Ontology annotation, molecular function: FMN binding; NADPH dehydrogenase activity. The transcript is spliced from 5 exons. Bases 1 to 2403 code for a protein of 800 amino acids. NCBI's taxonomy places the organism in Eukaryota, Fungi, Ascomycota, Dothideomycetes, Mytilinidiales, Mytilinidiaceae. The record is from RefSeq and is a predicted model, not a curated record.